AUGGAUAUUCGCAAUCUACUCAACGCCCAAGACCUCGAAGGCGCCCACCUUGCAACGACCACUACCACUACUACUACUACCUCCUCCUUCGACGCGCAGAACAACAGUCCCCACGACAAGCAGUACGUCUGCUCCUGGGAUGAUUGCGGCAAACGCUUCUCGCGACGCUCCGAUCUUUCGAGACAUCGAAGGAUCCACACCGGCGAACGUCCCUACCACUGUGAAUGGGACGGCUGCGGUAAACAGUUUAUACAACGCAGCGCACUCACCGUACACUUCCGCACACACACUGGCGAACGUCCUCACGUGUGCGAGUACGACGCUUGCGGCAAAUCCUUCAGUGACUCCUCAUCCUUAGCGAGACACAGACGCACCCACACUGGAAAGCGCCCCUAUGUAUGCGACUUUCCCGACUGUGGCAAAUCUUUCACACGCAAGACCACCUUGUCUCGUCAUCAGCGCUGCCAUGACCCCAGCUGGAAGCCAGUAAAUGCCUCCACCAAAUCUCCGCCUUCCCCGGCAACGAGCGAGGAUUCCGAAGCCGACAGGUCGCCAAGUCCUCCUGCCACUCCGACCGAUCACUGUUCGCAAUACCGCGUUUCUCCGCCAUUGGUUGCACCUAUUGUCUAUAGACCUUCGGCACAGCAACAGCAACAGCAGCAACAGCGAGUUUACAUGUCGGAUACGAGACAGCAUCCAUACCACCAGCACCAGCACCUGCACCUGCAGCAGCAGCACAGAUGGUCUGCACCAGCAUCUGCAUUUACAUUCCAUCAUCCAGCUGCAGAGCGUCCUGCUUCGUGCGCCAUGACACCCUCGACUCCCGACUAUCAUCCUCAUCAUUACCACCCUUACGCGCAUGCAACCACGCGAAACAACACAUCUGCAGCUGCUUACUCGAUCAAGAUCAAGUAA
This is a messenger RNA of Zychaea mexicana, 915 nucleotides long. RefSeq lists its product as uncharacterized. The record is from RefSeq and is a predicted model, not a curated record. Gene Ontology annotation, biological process: regulation of transcription by RNA polymerase II. The coding region runs from base 1 to 915 and encodes 304 amino acids. The transcript has 3 exons. Gene Ontology annotation, molecular function: RNA polymerase II cis-regulatory region sequence-specific DNA binding; DNA-binding transcription factor activity, RNA polymerase II-specific. Lineage: Eukaryota; Fungi; Mucoromycota; Mucoromycetes; Mucorales; Lichtheimiaceae. Gene Ontology annotation, cellular component: PcG protein complex; transcription regulator complex.